This is a messenger RNA of Symbiodinium sp. CCMP2592, 591 nucleotides long. The record is from the annotation of a GenBank genome assembly. NCBI's taxonomy places the organism in Eukaryota, Dinophyceae, Suessiales, Symbiodiniaceae.
AUGAGGAUGUUAGCGACCUCAUCGGGAUCGGCGGAAAGAUGGCCGCGCAGGGCGAUAUCUCCAAGGAACACCACCACGGCACGCAGGCAAAGCCGCAAGAACUCCCACCCACAGGUUGACCAGUCGCUGUCGAAGAAGUCGCGGCGAAAGCGCAUGAGCGCGUGCAUUCGCGCAACUCGGCGUCGAUUGGAGUCGCGAUCAGAAGAGGUAGAGACGGCUGUCUCUUCGCUCAUGGCGCAGAGCACUCCAGCGAUGAAGGAGUUCACAGAGGAAGAGGCUGUCAAUCAGCUUUUCUCAUUGACAGUUUUCGCGUGCUACGAGCACGUAGACAACCAGACCAUCGUCGAGGUCCUGCAGGGUGCAGAGCAGCUCGACGAAGAGAAGGGCUCAACAGUCUUCAGGGAUGUGCUCUCUGCACGGCGACCCAGCCGAGCGCAGAUGGAGCUCUACGAGGCUGUGGUGCAGGAGGAGCAAGCUCGUCUGCUUGAGCAGAUGACACCAGAUGACAUGCCCGGUGCUUUGGGCAAUAUCGGCCGAAAGAUGUCCACCGCCACGAAGGCGGCUUACGUGGUCUCUGUGCUCGCAGGUUGA